CUCCCCCCCCUCUAAUAACCUGUAGAGCAAGUCCUGUCGAUCAAAACACACGCGGGAAUCGGCUAUCCCGUGCAAGAUGCUGCCGCCCCCCAGCAAGCGAUCCCGCCGCGGUGCGGCCCAGCGGCGCGUCCUCGCGUACAUGGAUGCGCUGCCCUGCGCGGCGCAGUACGAGACGAGCUACGCACAUCGAGCCGUCGUGACGCAUACGGUGGUGGCGGCCAGAGCGCAAAAUAUCCGCGAGAAAUGACGGUGAUGUCCACACAGGUGGCGGCCAAGGCCGGUUUCGUGUGCACGGCCUCGGAGAACGGGCACGUCAAGUUCUGGAAGAAGAUGCAGCGGGGCGUCGAGUUCGUCAAGCACUUUCAUGCGCACGUGGGCCCGAUCGCGGACGUGGCGGCAUCGUUCGACGGCCUCUGGCUGGCGACGACGGGCGACGACGGCGCCGCCAAGCUGUACGACGUGCACGCGUUCGACAUGGCGUGCAUCCUCCGGACGAAACGGGACGCGGCCGAGCCCUACGUGCCCGGCGCGGCGUGCUGGCUCCAGACGGCCGCCGCGCCGACACCGCGGGUCGCGCUGGCCGCGGCGGACGAGGCGGCGCCGAUCCGCGUGUACGCCGCGCCGACCUUCGCGCUCGUUGCCAAGCUCCGGGUCCACGCCUCGCCCAUCGUGGCGCUCUGCCCGCUGCCGCCGCUCGGCCUCGUGGUCUCGGCCGACGCGCGCGGCGUGCUCGAGUGCUGGCGGUGCGCCGACGGUCCGCGCCGCGGGGGCGACGGGAAGGGCGCCGCGGUGUCGGAAGUACCCGCCGAGGCGCCCGGCGACGCCGUCGCGUACCGGAGCAAGCUCGACACGGACCUCUACGCGCUGGCCAAGACCCGCGCCGGGCCCUGUCGGAUCUCCGCGUCCUCGGACGGGGCCCGUUUCGCCGUCACCGCCAGCGACGCGACCAUUCGGAUCUUCGAGACGCGCACGGGCCGGUGCCUGCGCCUCCUCGACGAGAGCGCGGCGGCGAUCGACGCGCGACGAGGCGCGUGGCUUCUCCGCAGCGCGCGCGGCGCGCCGCCGGACGCGUCCGACGACUCGGACGACGCCGGUCCCAUGCCCGAGCCCGCCGCGACGGCGGCGGCCGGCGAGGAGGCGCCGCCGCCGCCGCCGGCGGAGCCCGAGGACGCGGCGCUCCGCGCGCUCGUGGCGCUCGACGACCUGAGCUACGGUCGCCGGUCGGCGGCGGAGCGCGAGAUCCAGGCCCAGGCGGGCCGGCGGAGCUUCCUCGCGCGCUGGAACGCCGUGUUCGACGAGACGGGCCACUAUUUGCUCUACGGGUCGAUCGUCGGCGUGUGCGUCUACGCGCUCGACGCCGGGCGGGUCGUGGCCGUCCUCGGCGCGGCGGACGAGGCCGAGCGCUUCGGGUGCCUGGCGCUCUUCGAGGGCGCCGCGAAGCUCGACGCGCAGCUGGAGCAGGCGCGGCGGCAGGUUGCGGACUCGCCGCAGCAGGGGAGCCUGACGAUGGGCGCCGAGCAGUCCCGCGAAGGCGUCUCCGACCCGACGUGCUUCGCGUCGUCGUUUCGGCGGAAGCGCUUCUACCUGCUGAGCCGCCGCGCGCCGGACGCGCCGGACGCGCGCGACGUGCAGAACGAGCUUCCGACCGCCGACGAACUCGGGCGGCGCGCGGCGGCGUCUCGGCCCGCCCUGCUCGGCGCGGAGGCGACGCUCCGGACGACCAUGGGCGACGUCCGCUUCCGGCUCUUCGGGAACGAGUGCCCGAAGACCGUCGAAAACUUUUGCGCGCACGCGCGCGACGGCUACUACGACGGCCUCAUUUUCCAUCGCGUCCUAAACCGUGCGCAAAUCGACUUUCGCGGCGCUCUUCAUGCGCGCCACCCAAUUCAACUGGCCGCCGUGCGCACAGGUCAUCAAAUCCUUCAUGAUCCAGACGGGCGAUCCGCUGGGCGACGGCACCGGCGGCGAGAGCAUCUGGGGCGGCGAGUUCCACGACGAAUUCCACCCGAGCCUCCGGCACGACCGCCCCUUUACGGUGUCCAUGGCCAACGCGGGACCCGACACCAACGGGUCCCAGUUCUUCGUCACCACCGUGCCCACGCCCUGGCUCGACGACAAGCACACCGUCUUCGGCCGCGUCACUCACGGCAUGGAAGUUUGCCAGGCCAUCGAGAACGUCAAGUGCAACCGGUUCGACAAGCCGCACGAGGACGUCGCGAUCAUCGCCGUCGAAAUUCACGACGUCGCUGCUGCCUAGGAUCUGUAUGGUUCAAUUAGUACGUACAGCACCCGCCCCCCCCUAGCCGGACACGGCGUAAUUCUUUGGAGUCACA
Molecule: messenger RNA, 2333 nt
Organism: Pelagomonas calceolata
Lineage: Eukaryota; Pelagophyceae; Pelagomonadales; Pelagomonadaceae
Source: the annotation of a GenBank genome assembly